Messenger RNA from Ostreobium quekettii, 1020 nucleotides. Lineage: Eukaryota; Viridiplantae; Chlorophyta; Ulvophyceae; Bryopsidales; Ostreobiaceae. The record is from the annotation of a GenBank genome assembly.
AUGCCCGCCUGCGACCAGGGUCUCCUCUUAGUGGGGCUGUCCGCCCUUGUGGGCCGCCGUGUGGCGGCCAGCAACGACGGCGACGGUGCCCAUUCGAUCCUGCAGGUGCACGGCUGGACGACGCCGGCUGGCCCCGUGGCAGUGGCGGGCAAGGCACUCGCGAGGCCGUCAAGGCCCACCCCGGGAGAGGGGGACGGUCAGACGGUGAAACAUUUCGCGGAAGGAAGCAAUACGCUCGUCUUUGUGGAAAUUCGCCAUGAGGGAAAGAUUGCUCUGAGCGAAGCCUUGUCCGCGACUUGCACGGUGGCAGAGGUGAAGGCGAUGAUCCGCGACAGGGAGGGCAUCCCCGUCGACAAGCAGCGGCUGAUUUUAGCUGGAAAGGAUCUGGAAGACGGUUGUAUGUUAGCGGACUACCACUUGCACGAUGAGUGGUGCGUCCUGCGCGUGGUGCCGAGAUUGAGAGGCGGCGGCUCGCUCCGCCUCGGCGAGGAGGAUAUCGUGAAAGUGUCGCCGGACAGCCUGGCGCCGGAGCUCAACUUCGACUUCACGCGCGUGCGCGACAACGGCAGGACCUUCCAGCGCGGCGGGGAGGCCUACCGCAGGCCUUGCGGCUGGCAGCGAUACGCCAUCAGGGUGCUGGGCAAGUACGGAGACGAUGUCUGGCUGGGCCCGAUGGGGCCAAGGGCGUGGUCCGCCGAUGGGGAGUGGCCAGUCUCUUACCACGGCACCGAGAGAACCGCCGCCGGGUCGAUCGUUCAUGUGGGGUACGCGCUGUCGAAGGGAAAGCGGUGCGCCUUCGGGCGCGGGGUUUACAGCACCCCCGAUGUGGAAGUUGCGGCGAGGUACGCGAAGAAAUUCAGGUGUGGCGGGCGUUGCUUCGAGCUGGUGAUGCAGAAUCGCGUGAACCCUACAAGUCUUGUGAAGAUCGACGCAAGUAGGACGGGCGUGGGGGAGUUUUGGUUGAACCCUGCGGAAACAGACGUGCGGCCGUACGGCAUCCUGAUCAGGGAGGUCAAGUAG